AUGGCCGUCGUCACAGUAACGGUUAGAGCUUCGUCACGAGGCUACUAUGAGCACUUUUCGCGCCUUGAGACGGAGACAGCUGAGUUGGCAAAGCAAAUUGUCCAGCUUGCAGCGGAGAACAAGCUUACUAGGCUGAGAAAGAACCAGGAACAACAGCUUGCUCAAUUGCGCGAGGCUCAAAAGCAAAGUUUUCGACAAGCCCAGCUGAUCGAAUCCAAUCAGCAAGACGUAGAGAAUGUGCUUUCGGUCAUUCGCAGCGCGUUAGCCAGUGGUUUGGAUUGGCGUGGUCUGGAAGAGCUUGUCAAGUACGAGCAGAAGAAUGGCAACCCUGUGGCAAGUCUCAUCCACAAACUCGAUCUCGAGCAUAACCGCGUAGCACUUUUGCUUUGCGAUGACGACGAGAGUGACGAAGACGAAUACGGAGGUGAUGGUACGGGUGAGGAAGACAGACAGGCUCACAUCAUCUGGAUCGAUUUGUCACUAUCGACGCUUGCCAAUGCACGAGAAGUCUAUACGAAGAAGAAGAAAGCUGGAGCGAAGGCGAUCAAGGCUUCGGAGGCAACUGACAAAGCAAUUGCACUGGCUGAGAAGACCACUUUGAAAACCCUAGAAAAGCAGCAAACGAAGCGAAAUGUGAUCUACCAGCGGCGCAAAGCGCUUUGGUUUGAAAAAUUUCAUUGGUUUCUUACCAGCGAAAAGAACUUGGUGGUUGCUGGAAAAGAUGCGCACUAG
Hyaloperonospora brassicae is the source of this 732-nucleotide messenger RNA. The record is from the annotation of a GenBank genome assembly. NCBI's taxonomy places the organism in Eukaryota, Oomycota, Peronosporomycetes, Peronosporales, Peronosporaceae.